Messenger RNA from Closterium sp. NIES-65, 1848 nucleotides. Lineage: Eukaryota; Viridiplantae; Streptophyta; Zygnematophyceae; Desmidiales; Closteriaceae. The record is from the annotation of a GenBank genome assembly.
AUGUGCAAGUCGGACUAUGCUAAGCAGCUGCGGGCGACAGCCGAUCAGGAGCUCUCGACCACGGAAAAUGCUACGGGAGGAUCAACCCGUGCCUCCAUGUCCUCGGUGGAGGCGCCGCCCGUGCGUCGCUCCCGACAGCGAGAUAUCCGUGAUAUGACGGACCAAGUUGCGCAUAAUCGCCUUGAUUACCUGUGGGCUGCUGCAGUUGCCGAGAACGACCUCGCCUUCAACGUCAGCAAGUCGAAAUCGAUCCAGGCGUUCGUUGACGCGGUGAUCAUGUACGCGAAACCGUACACCCUCCCAACCCCAUACAAGGUAUCCGGCCCAUUGCUGGACAAGCUGAAGGCGGACUCCGAGGACCUGCUGCGGCAGGUGAAGGAGAGCUGGAAGACCAGCGGGUGCUCGCUCUCCGUCGAUGGAUGGACGGACAUCAAAUCCCGCGGUUUUGUGUGUGUCAUCGCGCAAAAUGACACCGCACCCGUCAUCGUCGACAUCGUUGACUCGAAGACCGUAAAAAAAACCGGGGACUACUUGGCAACGCUUAUUCAGGGAGCGAUCACCACUGUGGGGCCGAAGCAUGUCGUCCAAGUCGUGAUGGAUAACGCUUCGAACAACAAAAACGCCGCCAGCAAGCUAAGCGCGGAUUAUCCCCAUAUCUUCUUCACCAACUGCGCCGCCCACUGCCUCGACCUCAUGCUGCACGACAUCGGCAAGAUCCCUGCGGUGAAACUCGUCCUUUCCCAAGUGCAUCAGGUUGUGAUGAUGAUCAAAGGCUCCGCCUCGGCCGUGGUCUUGUUCCGUGAGCUUUUUACCAAGCUCUCGUUGGUGCGGCCUGGUGCAACGAGAUUUGGCACCCAGGUCAUCAUGCUCGGCAGGUUCCUUGAGGUGAAGCGCGCGUUGAGGGCGAUGGUAAUCAGCGAGGAAUGGGAGGAUGUAGCGGUGGCACGGACGGAGGAGGGGAUGGAGGUUCUCCGCGCCGUCGACACACGGGCUCAAGUCAUGGGGCAGCUGUACAGCAUCAUGCUUGAAGCCACGGUGAAGACAAAUGCGGCGGCUGAGACGGCUGCCGCACACUUCAUCAAGCGGACGGGUCUGCUGUUGCCUAAGGACAGGAGCACUUUCCUCACCUCCAUCAAGGCGAUCAUUGCCAGGAGGUGGGACGCACAACUGCACAACCCCCUGCAUGCCAUCGGUUGGCUCCUCAACCCCCGUAACCAGUACAUUGGGGAGGUAAGGAAUGACAAGGAGAUUAGGAAGGGGGUGGAUGAGGUAAUCCAGGCCCGGGGCGGAGAUGUGCAGCAGCGCAUAACGCUAGCUGCACAGGUGGCUCAGUUUCACCGAGGGGAGGGCAGGCGCUCCACGUCACAGCCAGUCACCUCCUCCGAAGUGGAGAGGUACUGGUCGGCGCUGGCACGUGUGCAGAGGCGCGACCGGAACCGCCUCACGGCGAAGAAGAUGACUGACGUCACCUUCGUCGCCUUCACCCGGCGGGCCCGUGAUGCCUUUGAUCGAAAGGCAGCCCUGCGUUCCAAGCUCUAUCAGGACCUGGGCAACGGCACCCUCAGGGAAGGGGCUGCCAUCAUCCCGGCCGAAGUGGAGGUGGAGGAAGGGGAUGCGGAGGAGGAGGCACCCGUGGAGGAGGAAUGCACCAUUGAUUGGUCGGAAUUUGGGAGCAUCGGCAAGAAGAGGAAAGGGAAGGCGGCCUACACUCCCACCCCUUGGCCCCCCCUCCCGUCCCUCUCCCCUUCCCCCCUCCCCGUUCCUGCUCCCCCUCCUCCACACCUCCCUCCCCCUCACCUUAAAUAUCCCAGCCUUCUCGCCAGCUAUCAGAGCCAGGGUGUUUCCUGA